AUGAAUAUAACCGUACUACGAGGUUAUUUCAGUAGUACAUACAAUCCGCCGCCGGUGUACAACAUCAGAAACAGUUCACCAGCCGUACUUGCGAUGCUCAAUCUCGACGACAAGGAUAACAGUGACGAGAAGUUGAUGCGCGGACGUAUACCAGGCUCACAGUUCCUGAUCAUCACCGCACUCCAGAGAAUAUCUGAGGAGGCGGAGUGUUAUAAGAGGCGGAAGAGAAGAAACACACUGGAUGCGAGUAUAUAUAGACAUUGCUAUAUGCGCUGGGAGACUCGUCUGUGUUCUUGCACACUCACCGCGCAUCCCUCCCAAUCGACCAUCGAGCCAUGCAGAGCAGAUAGAGUCUACAAUGACACAGAAAUCAUUGAGGAGCUUUUGGUAAUCAACGGGUAA
Molecule: messenger RNA, 402 nt
Organism: Wallemia ichthyophaga EXF-994
Lineage: Eukaryota; Fungi; Basidiomycota; Wallemiomycetes; Wallemiales; Wallemiaceae
Exons: 2
Coding region: 1-402 (133 amino acids)
Source: RefSeq, a predicted model, not a curated record